Messenger RNA from Rubroshorea leprosula, 2605 nucleotides. NCBI's taxonomy places the organism in Eukaryota, Viridiplantae, Streptophyta, Magnoliopsida, Malvales, Dipterocarpaceae. The record is from the annotation of a GenBank genome assembly.
CCCUAAAGAAGGUCGGCUUUAACAAAAAGAAACCGUUUGAACUUCUCUGAUCAGGCCGUCUUCUGUUGAUGUUGGUUCGCGACGCAAUUCGAAAGUUUUCUUCUCCUCAGGAAGUUGAUCUCCUGGAUCGGAGUGUCAAAAAGAUCAAAGAGUGUUCUGUGGGCCAUUCUUUGGCCAAGAACUCGAGUACUGAAAUGAUUUCCACAUCCGUUCCUGGUGCUGCGGUAGCCUCACCGGAGAACCCAGAGAUUGUGAUGGGUGGGUGCUCCGAACCUUCGAUUGGGAACAAUUCUCAACAUGCAACUGUCUCCCGAAAUGCCACAUUUAAGGAUGUUCUAGUCGAUGCUAAUAUGGUAGAUAUUGCUAGUGGCCAAGGAACGAGUGGGGCUGUUUCCUUCAAGGACAAACUAGUAGGAGCGGAGAGCCCUGUUGCUAUUACCUUUUCAACAAUCCCUUCUUAUAUGGAAGAGGAGUCUGACGUAGAUGAAGAUCCUGAGGAUGAUACCCCUGUUGUUCUUCUCUCCAAAGCAGAAAAACAGAGGAUCAGAGCCCCUUGGAUGAAUGCUUUAAUUGUUAAGGCUUUUCAUCAUAAACCCCUUGGCUAUAACUAUAUUUUUCCCAGACUGAAAGCCCAAUGGAAACCUACAGGACAUUGGGAUUUUAUUGACCUUGGCCUUGAUUUCUUUCUUGUGCGAUUUCAAGUUGAGGAAGACCUGCAUCGUGUGAUUUUUGGUGGUCCUUGGUUUGUUGGACCCUACUUUCUCACCUUACGGAGAUGGGAACCUCACUUUGUGCCAUCGGAGGCUCUUAAUUCCUUCACAACUACUGCCGUGUGGGCACAACUGCCAAAUCUAUCUGCUGAUUAUUAUGACCCUUCCACCUUACAAAAAAUUGGCAACAAAGUAGGCAAUUUGCUCCGUGUAGAUGCUCAUACGGCUCAUCACACAAGGGGUCAAUAUGCCCGUAUCUGUGUUCAGAUAGAUCUUUCCAAACCAGUUGUUAAAUAUGUCAGAAUUGGAAGAAGAAGACAGAAAGUGUUAUAUGAAGGAGUUAAUGCUCUGUGUUUCUCUUGUGGACGAAUUGGACAUAGGAAUUCUCAAUGCUCUAAUGGCUCCUCCUUGUCUGCUAAUAUCGCUCCAAUGGCUGGUACUAAUAUUCCUAAUCAUUCAUUAACUCCACCUACGAGGCAGAAUAAUGUGGAAGUUCAUUCUAAUCUAGAAGCAACUCAGAGACUAGCCCCUUUGGUGAAUAAUCACUUGCGGAAUGAUAGUCAAAUGCAAGAGGAUCAAGUCCCCUCAAGUGAAUCUUCAAGGCAGGAUGAAUUUGGACCUUGGCUACUUGUUGAGAGACGUCGAAAUAGAAGGAAACCAUCUCAGGUGUCAGAUCAAUCAGAAAAAACUAUUCCGACGAAGAGAGAAGGACGCGGGUCGGGUUCACAGGAUCGUAAGGGCGGGUCUAGACACCAAGCGGGCCAAAUGGCCUCAUCUUCUAACGGUCAACCUAGUGGUUCAUUUAAUGCUGAUCAGACACAUUCUGGCUCCCCUUCAACGGUCAUUAAGGACCCUAUCACUAAUUCCAAGACUGAUGGUAAAGUUUCAUCCAAAAACCUUGUUCGGGCCGGUAACGAUGGGCAACGUCCUAUUGCUAAAGAUCCCAUUAUUGGCCCAAGUUCUGUUAUGGCCCCCAAAAUCCAAAUGGUCUAUCAAAAAAAGAAGUUGUCUAACACAAAUCCUACGGCUAAGACCGUAACUGCCCCCACCAAUCAUAUCCAAGCUAAGCCCAUUCAAGCUUCCGAUGCCAUUCACCUUUCCUCGACCUUUUCUAAUGGCAGCCCACAACCCCCGACAGUUCCAACACCUUCCAUGGUUGUGGAUGAUCAACUUGCCCCCUCUUCCCAAUUCUUAAAUCCCUCUAAUUCCCCUCCCCUUAACUUGGUCUCCAACCUUUCUUCCCCUGAUGAUUUAUCAAUUUCUCCUGUUAAACAUGAAUCUUGUGGCUUUCUUAACAUCAAGUGGAAAGCUCCUCCAUCUGGAAUUGGCUUGGGAUCAUCUAUCUCCCUUUCAACCACAGCUCCUUCGCUCUCACAUCAUCUUCCAGAUCAUGCAUGCUUGGAGGUGUCUGAUCCUAACUCCCAAGGGUAUAACACCUCGGAAGCUCUCCCUAGCUCUUCCAGUACAUCUUACCGCAAUGGUAAGGGACUGGCAUCUUUUCUUCAUGUGGGACCUAAGCUGCAACGAAAGCGACGAACCUAUAGGAAGUCCAAUCAUCCCUAUCAAGCCUCUUCAGCUUCAAUACCUGGUGAUCAAGAAACAUUACUAUUGCCUCCAACUAAUGGGCCCAAUGGAACUGCUUCAUCUUUAGGCCUUGAUGUCUCGAUCUCGAGAGAUUCCAUUGGAAAUGGAUCACAACUUCACUCGGCUCCUAUUCCCCAGUCUGAAGUAACUGAUGCCGAUGGCUCCGUCCAACAUGUGGCCCUUUCCUCUGGGCAAUCAACCAGCCAAGGUGACUUGGGGUCCUCUUAAUCUUUAUUCUUAGUCCAUGAAACUCAUUAUUUGGAAUUGCCGCGGGGCGGCUAGUGAAAGCUUCAGACGACAUGUUAUGGAGU